AUGCCUGAAAGCGAUCAUGAUUCGGUGAUUCCAGCCCAACUCUCGUACCUUGCCAUCUAUAACCCGAGCCUCGGACCUACCGACGAGACGAUAGCGGACCAGAUCGUGUUCUAUACUUCGAAAUCGAGCUAUGCACGGCGCAUCGAUGGCUCCACAGCAGAAGGUGAAGCAAACAAAUGCCUUGAAGAUGAACAGAAUGAGAGAUUGCGCCAGAUAGGUCUGGCGCAGGGCAUGGUCAACUUUGCUAGCAACUUCUCGGCUGGAAAGACACUGGAAUAUGUUGAAACAGACAAAGCGUGGGUUGUUUUGCUUGAGUUGGAGAAGGACUGGUGGGUUGUUGCUUCUAUCGACCUGACUCGAAUUCCCGCCGAUCCAGCCCAGAGAUCUUCGGGGGAAUCUGACUCUCCGGCAUUUCAUUAUUCCUCACGAGAGAUGGGACCGCCACCUCUACUGAUCCAGCAAUUACGUCGCGCCCAUUCGGAAUUCCUCCUACACCACAACUUCAAAUUGGACGACAUCCUCCAUCAAGUCGGCAGGUCCACAUUUUGUCUGUUCCUUGAGCGUUUCUGGGAGAAGUUUGCGUGGAAUUGGGAACUUCUGUUGACCGGAAACCCAAUUGUCGAUAUCUAUAAUGGCAUCAAACUCUCUGCGGGAGGAGAGUUGGGGAUCGGCGUCGGGGAGGAAGAGUGGGGCAGCGGGGAAAGAGAAGUACUUGAAGACUUUGUGACAAGGACCGAUGGCUUAGUGGACUUGGUUGUCUCCAGGUUUGGUGAUCCAUCCCCACAGUUCGAGGGGUCUUCGACUUUGACAGGCUCAAAUGUCCAAAGUCGAUGGCUUGGGGCAGAUAACGAUCCUCGACCAUCCGAUGGUGUGGUAUUUACUGGUGUCGGCGCUCUUUCUCGGCACUCACUAGCGCAUGUAUCACACUGGAUGGAAUGCAUUUAUCGGUUUGGGGAUGCUGCGUAUGGAGUUGGGCGGGACCCAACGUCGCUGCGUCGCCGUAAACCACGAAAGCAGCGUGGAAGGCAAAUUUCGGAAGAUUCCCCUCAUCCCUCCACGCCGAAUCGCAAUUUUACGCCAGGUAUACCUCGUCCGCUCAUAACAGCAGCACCGCAACCACCCCCAGAAGUCGUUGAGGAGAAUCAAACAGGAACAAGAAAUGAGGCAUCGCCACUUCGCACCGAGCAAAACAGCGAGAACCAAGGGUUUCCAACAGAGGCAGUCAUGAAAUAUCUCACUCUCGGAUAUGGCUCCUCAUGGAGUUUCUCUCCAAAGUCGACAUCUACGCCGCCUGAAAGUUCUACCCCAAUGCAAGAUGAAUCCAAUUCAAACAUCUCAAACCCGAAAAAUCAGCCCAUUAGUGCUGGACAAUCACCUCAGGCCGGUGUAAAACAUCGAAACAGCACGAGGAACGGUCCUUCGGGUCAUUUCGUUCUUGGACCUCGUGAUGAUCUAGAAAAACUGGAUGAUUUAGAAGAGGGAAGCCCAGAGCCCGAAUCGGAGAACGGCCAGCCCAAGACUCGGAUAGUGCAUAGAACUCUACAUGUGCACCUAGGGGAUGGUUCAGAUACUACUCCGACAAAGCUCCAAGUCGUGAUAUAUGUGCAUCAACCAUUUAUGUUUACAUUCCUCUUUGAUCCUCAAACACCAGCAUUAUCAUCACCAUCACUAUACUCAAGCAUGCAUCACCAACUCGGUCCUCUUCAGAAACCCCUUCUAUCAUCAACAUCCCCAACAAUGGCGGCCUCUCGAAUCGCCAUGUCCGAGACUUCCCCGGACCCUAAUAAACGAUUCUCCACUCGAGCCCAGCCAGUUUACGAUCUAGUCUACGACCCAUCUAACCUAACCAUCCGCUCCUCCAUCCCUAACAUUCCCAACAUGAACAUCACCUCCCCCUCCACCCAGCCAACCAAUUCACCAGCCCGUUCCCCAUCCCCUUCCCCUUCCCAAUCAUCAACACCAUCCUGGUCCCGCAUUGAAAGCCUAGCAAUCCACCACCGCCUCUUAUCAACACACACAGACACGCGGUCCCGCCCGCAAGAGCUCGAACGCACAAGCAAAACCCACCGCGGAUGGUGGGUCGUCUGGGUCCGCAUACCACACAGCACAACCCAAACUCCAACCGCGCUAUCUGCCACUUCUUCAUCCGUUGCCCUCUCAUCUAUAGCCAACAACGAUGACUUCUUCCCCGCAAAUCAGUCCCAAGCGCACCCUGCUCCUCCGCCUCAGGAGGCCUUCCUCGUCCGCAAAGCGAGUGACUACAUCUCUCCGGCAAACCAUGGCCGUGUCAGCAGUGGCGCUCGCUUCUUCCGUGAUCUAGGCGGUGCGUCUUCUUCCGCAGGCUUCACGGGGUCUUCCCGUGCUGCGGAUAUGGCGCCAUCGAAGCUGGUUGAGGGGCUUGGCAUGGACGCUAGACGCUAUAUUGAGGGCCUGCUGAGUUUGAAUCGGUAG
Penicillium samsonianum is the source of this 2451-nucleotide messenger RNA. RefSeq lists its product as uncharacterized. The record is from RefSeq and is a predicted model, not a curated record. Lineage: Eukaryota; Fungi; Ascomycota; Eurotiomycetes; Eurotiales; Aspergillaceae. Gene Ontology annotation, cellular component: Mon1-Ccz1 complex; intracellular membrane-bounded organelle. Gene Ontology annotation, biological process: vesicle-mediated transport. The transcript has 4 exons. Bases 1 to 2451 code for a protein of 816 amino acids.